Molecule: messenger RNA, 318 nt
Organism: Naegleria lovaniensis
Lineage: Eukaryota; Heterolobosea; Eutetramitea; Acrasida; Naegleriidae
Exons: 1
Coding region: 1-318 (105 amino acids)
Source: RefSeq, a predicted model, not a curated record
AUGCUGUACGACAAGCAUCCGAACAAUCCAGCCAAUUUACAAGCGAGAAUUAAGGAGGAAAAGCGAUUGGCAUAUUUUGAAAAUUAUGUCCGGGAUAAGCAAAUUACUACAAAGAGAGUGGAUUUCUGGGAUCGGAAUCCUCCUCAAUAUUCAUUGACGAGACUACAAAUGAAACGAUAUCCUGUGGUAACAAAGAGGGAGGAAUACAACCAACAUGUGGAUCAAAGACGACUCAAGUUGGUGGAAUUGUACAAUAUUGAAAAACAACAAUAUCAAUUAGAAUUAUUGAACAAUGCUCAUAUUCUGAAAAAGCGCUAA